Molecule: messenger RNA, 5596 nt
Organism: Homarus americanus (American lobster)
Lineage: Eukaryota; Metazoa; Arthropoda; Malacostraca; Decapoda; Nephropidae
Product: BRCA1-associated RING domain protein 1-like
Exons: 10
Coding region: 160-1983 (607 amino acids)
Molecular function (GO): protein binding
Source: RefSeq, a predicted model, not a curated record
AGGCAUACACUGUGGAAUUCGCGGGGUCGGCUACUCAGCGACAAACAGCGUUUGUAGGGGAGGAAUCCACUACAACGGUGUCUACUCUACUGUCGGGGGCACACUCACACCAGGCGGUCGCUAGAGGACGGACACUCUGUAAACAAGCAAACUGCAGGGAUGGACGUGUUGAAGCUAUUUUCCUGGGAACAUUCCUUGGAAGCAAUUGAGCAGCUUGAAACCCUUUUACAAUGUAACAUCUGUAAAGAAAUGGCUGCAGACCCUCAGUGUUUGGGACGAUGUGAUCACUUCUUUUGUUCUGGGUGUAUCAGAAAUGUAGAAAAUAUCUGCCCAAUUUGUAAGAUCCCAGCACCCCCCUGUGAGAUAAAGCCAGAUCGUAUCAUCUCUGGGCUGAUUUCUUCUUCCAAGGACCUGAGGAACCUCAUUGAUGGUGGGCAGAUUGAAGGUAUAUCACCAGGAUUAGAGGCCCCAGCUGAUAUUCAUUGUUCCCCUGAGAGGCAGAAGAGAUCUUCCAUACCCCUGCAAAAUGUUACUCCUCAGUCUUCUGCUAAUUCAUCUAUCAAGAACCAAACCAUUAACACCAGCCAUCUUAAUGACAGUAAAAUGAAAAAUAAGAAAGGUGGACAAAAUCAAGGUAAAAUUAAAAAAGGGAGCUUAUGUAAUAACAAAGUUGGAAAGAAAGUAAAACCAGCUUUAAAACACGAUGAAACAAGGAGCAACUCCAGUGGCAGGAAAUCCCCAACUCAGUCUGCAGUCAACAGCUCAAACACAAAACCAGAUAAAAGUCUUCCAGUGAUUCCUGUUACCCCAGAAUGCAAGAAGUUGCUGAAAUUACCUGACCAAAGUGUAUUGGGAAAGAGCCCCAUCUCUAUGGCCAUUAAUAAGAGGAAUACAAAGGGAGAAACAGCACUCCAUAUUGCAUGUAUUAAGGGAGAAAAUGAGAGAGUGCUUCAUCUACUGGGAGAAGGAGCAAACCCAAAUACAAAAGACAAUGCAGGAUGGACCCCCUUGCAUGAAGCUUGCAGCCAUGGCUUUCAAGGGAUUGCUGAACUUCUUUUGCAACAUGGAGCAAUAGUAGAUGUACCUGCAGGCAGUAAUGAGAAUCCACUUCAUGAUGCUGUGUCUCAAGGUCAAGUAGAGUUGGUCAAGCUUCUCAGAUCAUGGGGCGCCAGUGAUACAGCGAGGAAUCUCUUUGGCCGUACACCCAGGUCCCUGGCUUCCCUGUGUGUGGGAGUUACAGAACUAAAUAAUGCUCUUGAUACUCCAGUGGACACAUCCUUGAAACGACCAGAAGUAAUGAAGCCCCUUCUGAACAGAAUUGUGCUCUCUGGUUGUGGGUUGUCUACUGAGCAGACUAGAAUAUUAGAUAACCUGGCCAAAGAAUUGCGAGCAAGGAUGGUGACUGAUUUUAGCCCAGAAGUGACACACAUUAUUGCCAACUGUAUGACAGAGAGAAUUGUUCAUCAGCGGACACUCAAGUAUAUGAUGGGAGUGGUGUCAGGCAAAUGGAUCCUUUCUCACACAUGGAUGGAUGAUUGUGUUUCCCAAGAGGUAGCAUUGAAUCCACAACCUUAUGAAGUACUUGGUUCUACUCACAACACUUUUAGUUGUGCACCUAAAAAAGCAAGAAUCAAUGCAGAAAUAAUGCGCCCGGGUCUUUUCAAUGGCUGCCACAUGUUCCUUUGGGGAAAUUUCUCUGACCCUUAUCCAUCUAGGAAGGAGCUAGAAACACUGAUUAAAGCAGGUGGUGGAAUAGUCUUGGCCAGAGAACCUAACCCAGAGAGUAUACCAGAAAAGGAGCAGACUGUGCCUUUUCACAGCAAUGUAGAUGACCCACUGGGUAAUUGCUCCCACUACAUUUUAUACCAGGAAGGUAAUUCAGAGCCACAGAUUAAGUAUGACAUGGCACAUAUCAAGUCUUUGCCUUUAAUUUGGCUUUAUUCCUGUAUUGAGCGAUUUCAGCUUUUGCCGCCUUUUAUAUAAUGUCUGUAUCAAGGGGAAAUCAUUCAGAACAUAAAAAUUAUUUCAUGUGCUGUAAAUGAAAUCAGGAUUCCUCAUUUUUCGAUUCCAUAUGUUUCUACAUAUUUUACUUCUCUUCUGUGAAUAUUUCUGUAUUAACCAAAUUAUCUCUUUAUUUAGGUUUUUAUUUUUUUGUGUUCCAUGCAUUUGGGCAAGAAGGAACGAUAUUAAAAGAUGGAAAUGAGAGUGCAAUCAUCUUAAUUUGUUUUAUAAAUGGGUAAAGGUAAGGUCCAUACACAUGCUGCAGUGUUCAUUUGUGUUACAAUCUCUUACCCUAAGCUCUCCAGUAAUCUGCAGUGGAUGGAUUCAUUGCUUUAGAGAAAAAGACGGUAGUUUAUGCUAUGUGGCUUGGCUUCAGAUAUGGACCUGUUCAUGACAUGGAACAAUUGAGGAUAUGUGUGUUAAACUUUUCUUAGGCUGCAUCAUCUUGGUAUUUAUCUCUUGUUUGUAAAUUCCUCUUGUUUAUUGACCUUCACUCACAUACCAGUAAUUGUAUUCUACAGCAGAAUGUUUUCACUUCAAGAUAUUCUUGAAAUUUAGGCUUUGUUCCUUGGUGGUAACUAGGGAUGUGUAGGAUGCUCAUUAUCCAGUCUAUCUGGCCAUUUUAUUAUCUCAGUAGGUAGCUGGAUAUUUUUAAAAAAAUUUGAGAAGAUGGAAGCAAUAAUAUUCCUUGGUGGUGAUUCUCCUCAGGAAAUGAACAAUAAGAAAUAUUUUCAACUAAGUUCUCAAAUAAUAGUGUGAAAAGACAAAAAUGCUCUAGUUGUGUGCAGUGAUGGAACUUUUUGUUGAUACUUAAUAAGUUGAAAUACAUUUAGAUGUUUAGGGGGAGUGGUAUGAACUUUCUGUAAUAUUUUUAAAAAUUUGUAGAACAUUCCAAGAUUUGAAUUUAGAUAAUAACUCCUUUGUUAGUGUACAAUAAUAAGCUCUUCAUUGACGUCUCACUCGUUGUAAUACUUUAAAAACAAACCAAAUAGGAAACUUAACUUUGCGAGAUGUAUGAAAUACAGUAACUGAUUGUGAUGAAGCCAGGAGUGAUGUAUGACAACCACCUAGUAGUGCUUGUUGUGUUGUAACAACCAACAUUUAAAAAUGUUUAUAUCAUGUUCUAAACUGGAAAAACAGCACGUCUCACUUGUCACUUAACAGUGAAUGACUUUUGUAGAGAUUUUCAACUUGUACCAAACUGGCUGAAUAGAGUAUCAAGUAGUUUUCAUGGACACUAUAUUGUUAGCUGUUUGAUGCUUCUGGUUUAAUUUCAGUGUACGGUAAUACCUCAGUUUAUGUCACCCUCUUUUGUGUCAUCUUGAAAAUACUGUGUCACUUAAUUUAUGCCACUACCUGAAUUACGUUUCAUCAACCCUGUCCUUCCAUUGCUGAUGGCAUCCAUUGUCUUUGUAUUUAGUCUCCUGAGUCACCAACUCUUACAUCUCUUUAGCCACCUAACUGUGCAGAUUAGUGUCAUGCUUAUUUCAAUACAGAAAUUCAUGGUGCACUUGAAGUGAAGAGUGUACAGGCUUUUCCAAUCUUACUUGACAGCUGGCCCACCCUACCAUCCAGUGAUGAGCAGUAAAGAAGUAUAUUUACUUUUUUAAUUUACUUAAGUAGCUUUUCAGUAACUAUUUUAUAUUUUGAAGUACAGGUAUACCCCAUAAACUGACGUCCCAUAAACCGAUGCUUCUCAUAACCGAUGAUUUCAUAAUGGGAAAAUGCCCCGCAAGUUUUGUUAAUCUUGCGAUUAUGGGAGGAGUGGCAGGGCUCUCUUGAGUUUGAUGGGCGGUGAAUUCUCAAGACUGUACAGUAUAUACAGUAUAUUGUUCAUAUCUCUUUCUCUUCUUUUCUAUUUUCUUCUUUCUCUUUCUUUUUUCUCUUAUCUUUAUCCUCUUCUUUCUCUUCUCUUCUCAUAUUUUCUUUCUUGUCUCAUGUUUUAUUUCUCUUCUCUUACCUUAUGUUGUUUCUUUUCUCUUAUCUUGUUUCUCUUCUAUUUUCUUUUCUUUUCUCUUCUCUCCGACUUUGCGUGUUAGAUGUGCUAUGCAAUCAUGCCGAAAUGCCCCAGCGAUACUUCCUCUUCUGUUUAACCCAGAAACGAUGGCUACCUAAGUAAAGUAUAUACAGUAUUGUCUUUGAUGGGAUAGUGAGGUCUAAUCAAAUAUGACCUAGGCCUAACGAGAGCUAAUAGAUAUGAGAUAACAUGAUGUGUGUGACUGGAUGUUGCCACGAUCGCAAGUUCAUUUUUAUUUUUAUUAUCAUACAGUCGUCUCAUGAUAAACUAUUAUGGGGUAUGUUUAAUCAUAAAUAAUAUAAAAUACAAUACUAAAUAGAACAAAAUAUGACAAGCCAAAUAACAAGGGAAGAGGAUUUCCUUGUGAUUUGGCUUGUCUUUUAUUUUGAAGUCAAGUUAUAUACUGUGCUAUCAUAAUUUGUUCUAUUAUUUAAUACUGUGUGUUAUAUUAUUUAUGAUGAAACAUACACCAUAAUAGGAUGAUUAUAUGAGAUUUUUGUAUAAUAAUGAACAAUUAAAAACGAACUUGUGAUCGUGGCAAUGGCCAGUCCCACACAUCAAGUGUAGUCUGUACCAAUUAGAUCUUGUUAGACCUACAUUACAUCUGGUUAGACCACACUAUCCCCAUUAAAGACAAAUAUAUACUCUAUUUAAAAAGCUAGCCAUUGUUUAUGGGUAUUUAGGCAUGAUUUCAUAACACACAAAGUCAGAGAGAAGAGAAGAUAAGAGAAAGAAGAAAAUAGAAAAGAAAGAAGAUAAGAGAAGAGAGAGAAAAAAGAGAAGAGAGAGAUCUGAACAACAUAUACACUGUAGAGUCUUGAUUCGCAAAAUACAAAUUUGCGUAUGUGUUCAUGGCAAGAAUUUGCACCACACCACCGUGCGCCAAACUCAGAAGUGCUAUUGCCACUCCCCCUCCAGUCGUCAGUUCAACAGGGUAGUCCGUGAAACUUGCGAGGUAUUUCCCUAACAUAUACUCAUUGGUUAUGCGAAGCAGCAGAUAAGGAGCCGUUGGUUUACGGGGUAUACCUGUACCAGUAACUUUUUUUAUAAUACUUUUAUAUAAGUAAUUUUAGCCCCAUUGUGUAUGGUUCCCCUAUGAGCCAAGUAAAAUAUUAAAAAGUGGCAUCCCCAUAGUAAGGGGAAAUAUAUAGUACAGGUACUUUUUACUCGAGUAAUUUAAUUUUACUGCCGUUAUUCAUUAUAAUGUGAAAAUGAAUAAACCAAUUAGAUCAUAGCAAAAGAUCCUUGAGGUUGUUUCGGUUAAUCCAGUUUCCUGCCACCUGAAACUCGGAAGCAUUGUUGCAUUGUGGAUGAUACAGAGGACAUCACAGCCAAAACAUAUGAACAUUGGUUGAGAAUACUUCUCCUUGGCUGUAUUUAGAUGAUAAGUUUUUCAAAGUAAAGUCAAUCAACAGAAAAUCAGUGAAAUUUCAGUACAAUAUAUGUAUUAGUUUUGUCAGCCAAGGUUAUUGAAAAAUGACUGUUACUGAAACUUAAUUUUAAGUUCUGACAGUAUGAUUCACUGUAUAAUGCAUACCAUUUUUUUGCUGUAUAAUUUAAUAAAUAUCUGCAACAGUU